Molecule: messenger RNA, 321 nt
Organism: Halteromyces radiatus
Lineage: Eukaryota; Fungi; Mucoromycota; Mucoromycetes; Mucorales; Cunninghamellaceae
Product: thioredoxin TrxA
Exons: 2
Coding region: 1-321 (106 amino acids)
Molecular function (GO): protein-disulfide reductase activity
Source: RefSeq, a predicted model, not a curated record
AUGGCUAUUGAAAACCUUCCCAAGAAUCUCGACGAAUUCAGAGCUUUGACUGCUUCCGAUAAAUUGGUCGUUAUUGAUUUUUAUGCUACCUGGUGUGGUCCUUGCAAAUUGAUUUCUCCCAAGUUUGAAAAGUUGGUGGAAGAAUACCCUGAUGUCAUCUUUGCCAAGGUUGAUGUCGAUGAAGUUGCUGAUGUUGCUGCUGAUGUCGGCGUCCGUGCUAUGCCUACUUUUAUGUUUUUCAAAAACGGUAAUAAGGUUGACGAAGUGGUUGGUGCCAACUUGGCCAGUAUCGUUAACAAGAUCAAGCAAAAUACUGCUUAA